Messenger RNA from Neltuma alba, 1089 nucleotides. Its product is annotated as malonyl-CoA:anthocyanidin 5-O-glucoside-6''-O-malonyltransferase-like. The record is from RefSeq and is a predicted model, not a curated record. Lineage: Eukaryota; Viridiplantae; Streptophyta; Magnoliopsida; Fabales; Fabaceae. The transcript is spliced from 3 exons. Bases 1 to 1089 code for a protein of 362 amino acids.
AUGGCAUCUCUCAGUCCCAAUAGAUCUCUGAAACCACGUGACCUCUGCAGAAUAUCUCCGCCGCCAUCUUCACCAAAGUCCUCUUUCUCUCUCACCUUCUUCGACUUCCUUUGGCUCAGAUAUCAUCCUGUUGAGCGUCUCUUCUUCUUCUCUGUUCCUCACUUGAACCCUUCUUCCUUUUUUUUGAACAAGUCGCGUCGUAACGCCUCGCAAUCUUGUGCUUUUGUGCCCAACUUGGAUUCGUCCGAUUCAUUUUCCUCGGUUCUUUCUACACAAAUUACGCUGUUUCCCAACAGUGGAUUUUGCAUAGGCAUGAGCUUACACCAUGGCUGUUUGGAUGGAAAAUCAUCUUCUUUUUUCAUCAAAGCCUGGGCUCAUCUAUGUCGAACAGAAGCAGGGAACGAAUCUUCUGGUUUGCUUCCUCAAAAACUACAACCAUUCUUAGACAGGGAAGUUAUCAUCGAUCCACAUGGCAUCGAAGUUGCAUACAUUAAUGGGUUGUUUGGUUUAGAUCCAACUCUGAAGAAGCCAGGCUUGAAGAUUUUGUCCGACAUGUUCCCGCCGAAAGUGGAAGACUCGUCUCGAGCCACCUUCAAGCUCAAGCAUGGAGAUUUAAACAAGAUAAAGGAAAGAGUGUUACAGAACAAGACAAGGAAACUGUUAUUCUACUUCCCGGCUGAUUAUAGGGACAGGUUACAGCAUCCAAUCCCUGAAACCUACUUUGGUAAUUGCGUGAUGCCUCAGAUAAUCGAAAUACAGCCAGAAGACUUGAAAGAUGAGGAUGGGGUAGUCAUGGUUGCUAAGAAAAUACACAGGAAGAUAAAGAAAAUAGAGAGAGAGAAAGGAGCGCUGGAUGGAGCUGAGACGUUGUUUUCUUGGUAUUCUUCUUUGCUAAAUGAUGAGGAGAAGCAAGUUAUGGGUAUAGUAGUAGCCGGGUCGGCCCGAUUCUGCCUUUAUCAAGUGGACUUUGGAUGGGGAAGGCCUGAGAAGGUGGAGAAAAUUUCAGUGUACAGAACUAUAACGAUGGCGAUGGCAGAGAGUAAAGAUGGCGAUGGCGGGGUUGAAGUGGGACUCGCACUGAAGACUUAA